Messenger RNA from Malaclemys terrapin pileata, 2527 nucleotides. RefSeq names its product junctional adhesion molecule A-like. The transcript has 9 exons. NCBI's taxonomy places the organism in Eukaryota, Metazoa, Chordata, Testudines, Emydidae. The coding region runs from base 62 to 1015 and encodes 317 amino acids. The record is from RefSeq and is a predicted model, not a curated record. Gene Ontology annotation, cellular component: bicellular tight junction. Gene Ontology annotation, biological process: establishment of endothelial intestinal barrier; regulation of membrane permeability; intestinal absorption.
GGUGGGGCUCAGUCAGGCAGCGGCAUCUCGCAGAGCUCCGUGGGUAUCUGGGUGCGCGGCGAUGGCUGGGCCCGGGGCGUGGGGCCGGCUCCACUUACUGCUCCUCAGCGUCAGCUCCUGGUCCUUGAUAUCAGCCCAGGUGAUGGACACACAAACCAUUCAAGUUCAUGAGAAUGACUCAAUUGAUAUACCCUGUACUGCGUACGUAUCGCAAAGCGGAACAUCCAGGGUCGAGUGGAAGUUUGAAAAGGGCUCUUCAAUAGUGCUGUUCUACUACAAUUCGAAAUUCACAGACCCCUACAAAGACCGUGCUCAGGUCACAGCCACGGGGAUUCGUUUCACUUCGGUGACUCAGAAGGACACGGGGAAGUACAUCUGCGAGGUCCUCUGGUCCGGGAACGGGGACAGUUACCAACUAAGAAAGUCAGAAGUUGACCUCAUCGUCCAAGAUGGCUCUCCACCUCCUACCUGCCAAUGCUACAGGUACGACGUCCUUAUGACCUCCAACCCCAAGAUCAACGAGAAAUUCAGGAACUCCUGCUACGCGAUCGACACCAAGACAGGAGUGCUGAUGAAUGAGCCCGUAACCAGCUUCAACACGGGGAAUUAUUUUUGCGAGGCUCAGAACAACGUUGGGACCACUCAGAAAUUGGAAGCCAUCCACUUGGACGCCAGAAACGUCAUUUCCCACAAGGACAUGAAAGUGCUGGUCGACAGCAGGAAUGCUCGGAUUAUCGACGUGCGGUUGCCGGAGGAGGUGGCAAAUGGCCAUAUCGCCAGCUCGGUCAAUAUUCCAGUGUCAGAAGUCGAGGAAGCCCUGAAGAUGGACCCUGAGGCGUUUAAGAUGAAAUAUGGCAUGGACAAGCCACGGAUGGAUGAUGAGAACUUGAUCUUCUACUGCCAGAGGGGGAGGAGAGCGGCUCAGGCCACAAAGAUCGCCAUAACCCUCGGCUAUGCCAAGGCUCGUAACUACGAAGGCAGCUACAAGGAAUGGUCUGAGAAGGAAGGGAAGUGAAGUGGGAACGACUCCACGAGGGCUGGUGUCUGUCCCUCCACACCCAGCAGCUGGCUUUUCCCUGAAGAUUCUUCCUUUGCUUCCUUGCUGCAACGUCGUCCCAUUGCUGCUGAUGCCUAAUGCUGGGAUGGGAACGCUCUGGGCCCUGGUGGGCUCUUGGCUAACGCACUUGUCUGAGAAGCUGUCACUCUACUUUCUGCCUCACCUUCCAGCCCAGUGUCUCACCUGCUCCAAAUGUAGUCACUCCCCCUGUCCCUGAUAGCAGCUGGGGGGUUCAGGUACUUUAUUCGGGGUGGGGAGAUAUCUGCACCCCCCCAUUGACUCCAUCUCCCUCACCUCCCCUGGGAAUCUGGGACCCCAUCCAUUUGCUCUUCAGCUCUCAAGGAGGUAGAUUUGAUGGUCAUUUUGCUACCCCACCUCAUUCUCCAGCUGAAUCUGCCACUUCCAGCUGUAGCCUGCUAUUUCUAUAACAUAUUGGGUGCCCCUCAGCUACCUCUGCACGGGGGAUUUUCUCUGCAGCCACUCCUGGAAAAGAGAGCUCUCUAGCAUUUCCUCCGAUGUAGUACAUGGCUCUGAUAAGGGGUGGGACGUAUGUGAAGGAUGGAAGAAUCCCAGGCACUGCUACAGGCUGGGGACUGACUGGCUAAGCAGCAGUUCUGCAGAAAAGGAUCUGGGGAUUACAGUGGAUGAGAAGCUGGAUAUGAGUCAGCAGUGUGCCCUUGUUGCGAAGAAGGCCGACAGCAUAUUGGGCUGUAUUAGUAGAAGCACUGUCAGCAGCUCGAGGGAAGUGAUUAUUCCCCUCUAUUCGGCACGGGUGAGGCCACACCUGGAAUAUUGCGUCCAGUUUGGGUCCAUCCGUCAUCUUCUUUUCCCUCCCCCUCCCCCCCGCCCCGAGGGGAUGUGGACAAAUUGGAGAGAGUCCAGCAGAGGGCAAUGAAAAUGAUUAGGGGGGUGGGGCACAUGACUUACGAGGAGAGGCUGAGGGAACGGGUUAUUUAGUCUGCAGAAGAGAAGAGUGAGGGGGGGAUUUGAUGAUAGCCUUCAACUACCUCAAGGGGGGUUCCAAAGAGGGUGGAGCUCGGCUGUUCUCAGUGGUGGCAGAUGACAGAACAAGGAGCAAUGGUCUCAAGUUGCUGGCGGGGGGCAGGGUCUAGGUUGGAUAUUAGGAAACACUAUUUCACUAGGGGUGGUGGUGAAGCACUGUAAUGGGUUACUUAAGAAGGUGGUGGAAUCUCCAUCCUUAAAGGUUUUUAAGGCCCAGCUUGACAAAUCCUUGGCUGGGAUGAUUUAGUUGGUGUUGGUCGUGCUUUGAGCAGGGGGUUGGACUAGAUGUCCUCCUGAGGUCUCUUCCAACCCUCAUAUUCUAUGAUUGUAUGAUGGCAACAAGACAACAGUGGAAAUUGCUCAGGGUUAGCCAGGUUUUAUAUUAUAUUAAAGUCUUUGUACGGAUCUGUUUCUCAGCUUCUUCACAUGGGUGAGCCCUUAUUCACAUUAAAAAAAUUGCACAACCUC